ACUGCUGCGCGGCGGGCGGCUCCGGGUUCUCGGGGAGCUGACAUGCCUCGGUAUGCGCAGCUGGUCAUGGGCCCCGCAGGCAGCGGGAAGCCCCAGAUACUGCGCUGAACACCUCAUUUGUUUCCACAACAACCCUCUAAAAUAAGCCCUAUUAAUCCGGCUGUACAGAUAAGGGAAAUGAGACACGGAAAGGUUCUUUGCUCGGGAUCACAGCUAAGUACUUACUGCGCCACCAUGGUCCAGCACUGUGAAGCCCUCAAUCGGUCUGUCCAGGUUGUGAACCUUGAUCCUGCAGCAGAACACUUCAACUACUCCGUAAUGGCUGACAUCCGGGAACUGAUCGAGGUGGAUGACGUGAUGGAGGAUGAUUCUCUGCGGUUCGGUCCCAAUGGAGGAUUGGUGUUUUGCAUGGAGUACUUCGCCAAUCAUUUUGACUGGCUAGAGAGCUGUCUUGGCCACGUAGAGGAUGACUACAUCCUUUUUGACUGUCCAGGUCAGAUCGAGUUGUAUACGCAUCUGCCUGUGAUGAAACAACUGGUCCAGCGGCUAGAACAGUGGGAGUUCCGAGUCUGUGGAGUUUUUCUGGUCGAUUCACAGUUUAUGGUGGAGUCUUUUAAGUUUAUUUCUGGCAUCUUGGCGGCCCUGAGCGCUAUGAUCUCUCUAGAAAUUCCACAAGUUAACAUCAUGACGAAAAUGGACCUGCUGAGUAAGAAAGCUAAGAAGGAAAUUGAGAAGUUUCUAGAUCCAGACAUGUAUUCUUUAUUAGAUGAUUCCCCAAGUGACUUAAGAAGCAAAAAAUUCAAAAAAUUGACUAAAGCUAUAUGUGGACUGAUUGACGACUACAGCAUGGUUCGAUUUUUGCCUUACGAUCAGUCAGAUGAAGAAAGCAUGAACAUUGUAUUACAGCAUAUUGAUUUUGCCAUUCAGUAUGGAGAAGAUUUGGAAUUUAAAGAACCAAAGGAACAUGAAGAUGAGUCGUCUUCUAUGUUUGAUGAAUAUUUUCAAGAACAUCAGAAUGAAUAAAGAGUUUAUUAACAUGUAAAUGUAUAUAUGCAAAGAGCUUGUGGCUGAACCGGCAAAAUAUUUUUCUCAAAGGAUGCAAUACUAAAAAGCUGCUUAUUUUAAUGAAAAAAAUAAUACUUGGCUCUUUAUCAACAGCACACCUGAAUCAAGUUCUUGGUUAUUCUGAAACUGCUGCUAUUUAAAGUGGAAUCUUUUAGUGUUAUAUUUUUACUAAGCAUCAGUUUAGAUCAGGGGUCCUCAAACUUUUUAAACAGGGGGCCAGUUCACUGUCCCUCAGACCGUUGGAGGGCCGGACUAU
Myotis brandtii (Brandt's bat) is the source of this 1321-nucleotide messenger RNA. RefSeq names its product GPN-loop GTPase 3 (gene GPN3). The record is from RefSeq and is a predicted model, not a curated record. The transcript is spliced from 9 exons. The coding region runs from base 178 to 1023 and encodes 281 amino acids. Gene Ontology annotation, molecular function: GTPase activity. NCBI's taxonomy places the organism in Eukaryota, Metazoa, Chordata, Mammalia, Chiroptera, Vespertilionidae.